CUGUGAAGCAAUACAUACAUAUUAAUCAACGCAAAAAAAUAUUCCAAUGCCCAGGUCUCGGUCGGGGUGGGGCCGAACGACGAUUUGGGCAGCUCCCCAUACCCAGGAGCUGCGACGAAGCUUCAUCGUCUGAAGUCGUCGUCAUCGUCGACUCCAAACUACACUAAACACACUACAUUGAUAUAUUCUUACCUUGCACGCAAAUGGUGUAAGUUGGCUCGGUUCUCCAUCCCAAGCGGUGCAGUUAGUCUUUAACAACGAGCUCUCGGAUCGCUCGUCCCAUCAGCUGACCAGACGCUUUGUUCUGGCGUAUCUUUGGCGAGAUGACGAUGGACUGAUGCCAGUGGGAGGAUUACGCAAGUGUCUGUUGAUGACUCGCAUUGCAGUGCCACUGGAACGCCUAGAGUACGCAACAUGGGCACAGAAAAACAAAGAGCGAAUGAGAGACAUUGUUGCAAAAUUGCUUGCGAGGGGGCCUCUUGCAUGUCACCCUGGAAAUUCAUACCUCAAACCCCGUCAGUAUUGGCGUCGGGGCAUCUCCGCUUUCGGCGUCAGGGAGUACACCUGGGUAAGGUAGGUAACCUUCACGUAACGUAACUGCCACUCUUGAAGCAAACGCACUCUUUUCCUCCAAACAUCUCCAAACCCUUCCUUUUUCCUCGCGUCGUCUCCCUCUUGAGCAGCAGAGUUAGCAAGCAAAACAGUAUUAUCGCGAUACUAUGGGCUCCGGAUGCUGCUCCGACGAGCCUGUCAAGGGUCAGGGAUGCGCCGGCCCAGCUGACAAGGUCAACCACGGACACGACCAUGGCCACGAAGUCGAGGCCGACGACAACUGCGCCGGUGAUGGAAACUGCGACGGUGCUGAGGCGGUUCCCUGCCUUGACGAGAACUGCGAUGCGGAUACCGACUGCGACUCCGACAAUGACGAUGACUCUACAUGCCGCUCCGUCAAGCUUGAGUGCUGCAAUUCCAAGGAAGAGAACUGCGACGAAAAAUGCAUAAUCGCUGCUGCCGCCGUUGAGUGUGAGAAGACUUGCGACGACGAUACCGCUCAUGAUGGUAUGGCAUUGCAUCCUAACCAAAGUCAGUCCAUCUCGGAACUCACGCUCCUAGGCGCUGUCGAUCACAAACAUACCCACGAUAAGGACGGACAUCAUCCGGCCUCGGCUUGUAGCACCCAUCUCUCCAAGGCCUUCGAGAAGUACAGCGCCUAUCUUGAGUCGGCCCGUUGCAUCUGUCGUAGCAUCCUCGAUCGCGGCUUGCCGACCACUUGUUGCGUCGAACAGCAACCCGGUGCCGCUGCCGCUCUCGUUCCAGCGAAGCCUCCUGCUACUGCAAAAAAGGCCCGAGAGCCUGUCGAGGCGCAGACGUCCGCACAUGCUCACGGUCAACACAAGCAUCACCAUCACCACCGCCACGGCAUUAAGCGACGCGGCAAGAAGUCGAGCGCUACUCACGAUCAUGACAUGGCCAUCAUGCCCGCUCGAGACGACCGGUCUGACUGCUGCAGCGGACACGACGUCGGCCUUCCCUCUGCUCUUGCAAAAGGGCCGGUGCCUCUAUCCCGAACCGCGGAGAAGGAUGUCGAGAAGGAUGCCGGGCUAGAGCAUAUCGCUCUUGUCGUUGACGGCAUGACUUGUUCUGGAUGCGGUAAUAAGCUCGAGAGAACGCUCAAGGCGGUUCCUGGCGUUUCUGGCGUGCGUGUCAACUUCGUCAUGGGCAAUGCGGAGUUCAUGUUCGACGGCGCUGCAGGCAAGGCCGAGGACAUCAUCCGCAACACGGAGCGAGCCACUGGGUUUCACUGCACCCGCAUGUCAAGUGAUGACCAGACGCUCGACAUACUCGCCGCAGGCGCGGAAGCUAAGAUGAUGACGGACCUUGCGAUCAUGGGUGUCAAUGAAGUCAGCAUUGUCGACAAGAAGGUGGUCAGAGUUACUUACGACCCAGCAGUCAUUGGAGCCCGAACCCUCCUCGACAAGUUCGGACCGCUCGCGACAAGACUAGCACCGCCCCGCGAUGAUCCCUCCAUCGCGAGUGGAAGAAAGAGGAUGUACGAUCAGUUGAUGAAAACGGUCCUCUCCGCAGCCCUCACCGUCCCCGUCGUGGUUUUCGCCUGGGGUGAGAAGCUUGAACCGAAGACGCGCUCCAUAGUUUCGGUCGUGCUUGCGACACUGGUGCAGCUUAUCGCCGUGCCCGACUUUUACAAACCAGCCAUUUCAUCUCUUGUGCACAGCGGUGCCAUCGAAAUGGACAUGCUGGUCGUUAUCAGCAUCACUGCCGCUUAUGUCUAUUCAAUCAUAGGGUUUGGGUUUCACAUGGCGGGCCGACCUUUAGACCCCCGCGAGUUUUUCGAGACAAGUACUCUACUCAUUACUCUAGUACUUCUCGGCCGCCUCACUGCCGCUUUCGCGCGUAUUCGUGCCGUUGCAGCUGUUUCACUCCGCUCGCUCCAGGCUGCCACCGCUGUCAUUGUGGAAAAGGGAAGGGAUGUCGAGAUCGACGCUCGUCUACUUCAGUAUGGCGACAAGUUCAAGGUCCUUCCACACUCAACUGUGCCCACCGACGGUUUGGUUAUGAACGGCUCCAGCGAAGUAGACGAGUCUAUGUUGACUGGCGAGAACAUGCCUGUCUUCAAAAAGCAGCACGAUACCGUCAUUGCGGGAACCAUCAACGGCUCAGGGACACUGGUGGUCCAGCUCACUCGUCUUCCUGGGAAGAACACUGUGACCGACAUCGCGGAGCUCGUCGAGGAAGCAGCCAACUCAAAGCCGAGAAUUCAGGACAUUGCCGACCGCGUGGCCAGCUGGUUUGUUCCCGUCGUUACCUCAGUGGCUGUCGUUGUCGUCGUCAUCUGGGUCAUUAUCGGCCUUAAGGUUCGCCAACAACCUGUCGGAAAGGCAGUUGCCCAGGCAAUCACCUAUGCCAUUGCUGUUCUCGCCGUCUCUUGCCCUUGCGCUCUCGGUCUCGCCGUCCCGAUGGUUCUGGUCGUCGCCGGCGGAAUUGCUGCUCGCGGAGGCGUCAUUAUCAAAUCGGCCGAGUGCACGGAGAGGGCUCGAAGGGUCAGCGACGUCGUAUUCGACAAGACUGGGACCAUCACAGAAGGAGAGCUGGACGUGGUUGAAGAAGAAAUUCUUCUCGCGGGCCAGGAUGAAGCUCGUGCCGUCACCAAGGCCCUCGUUGCAGGCAACAAACAUCCGGUAUCCAUGGCUAUCGCCAAGUACCUCGCUCCGCGUGCAACUCUUGAAGUCAAAGUCACCGAUUCCCGAGUUAUCCCGGGGGCUGGUGUCGAGGCCACUCUUGAUGGACAUACCGUCUGUGCCGGAAACCCAUCCUGGACCAAUGUUAACUCCCUACCCUCCGUCACCCGUUUCCAAGAUGCAGGCAUGGCUAUUCUGGUUAUCACUCGCGACAGUGACCCUAUCGCCCUUUUCGGAUUGCGUACCCGUCUCCGCCCAGAGGCAUCCAGAGUCAUCGCCCAGCUUGCCCGUCGCAAUAUCGCCGUGCACCUCGUCUCCGGCGACCAAAAGCGUGCAGUCGAGUCCGUUGCCGCUCAGGUUGGAAUUCCCAAUGUGGCAUCCCAGCGAACCCCGGCCCAGAAACGGGAUUAUGUCGCCUCGCUCAUGUCCGAGGGCAAGCUCGUCAUGUUUGUUGGCGACGGUACCAACGAUGCGGUGGCUGUCACGCAAGCAGACGUGGGUGUGCAGCUCGGCAGCGCAGCUUCAUCGAGCGAUGUCACCCGUGGAGCGGCGGACGUGAUCCUUCUCGCAGGCCUCGAAGGCAUCCCCUUCGUGCUUGAUGUUAGCCGUGCCAGUUUCCACCGAAUGGUUUUCAACUUUGUUUGGUCAGCCGUCUACAACGUGCUCGCGAUUCUGCUUGCAGGAGGAGCCUUCGUCCCUGUCAACUUUAGCAUCCCUCCUGCCUAUGCGGGUCUGGGCGAGAUGGUCAGCGUGAUUCCCGUCAUUAUAGCCGCCAUGACGAUGGUGAUGAAGAGGAACCGAUCCGAGGCUUGAGGUGUAGGUGUUUGAACUGAAAAAAUGGCCUGGCUGGCAUGUUCAACACCUGCGGGCUGAGGCGUAGGGUUUAUCUUCGUCAUUACUGGUUAAUGGCGGCAGGGGAAAACAACGGUUUCAACACCAACAUGAGUGAUGGGCUUUUUGUUUCGAUGUUUUGUUUCGGUUCGCUUCGCCAGCAGCUCUCGAGAAUUGGCCAAUACGGACGUGGCCCUGCGUGUUACGUCGCUCUAGACGCUGUUGACGUACGAUGCGACGUUCCGAGGCUGUGCUGCUUGAGUAUACAGCUUGGUAUACCGGUAUUCUUUUAUGCAUCAUCAAUAUACACAU
This is a messenger RNA of Colletotrichum destructivum, 4340 nucleotides long. Its product is annotated as Putative P-type ATPase, heavy metal-associated domain, HMA, P-type ATPase, A domain superfamily. Gene Ontology annotation, molecular function: ATPase-coupled monoatomic cation transmembrane transporter activity; ATP hydrolysis activity; ATP binding. Gene Ontology annotation, biological process: monoatomic cation transport. The coding region runs from base 720 to 4010 and encodes 1096 amino acids. The record is from RefSeq and is a predicted model, not a curated record. Gene Ontology annotation, cellular component: membrane. The transcript has 2 exons. Lineage: Eukaryota; Fungi; Ascomycota; Sordariomycetes; Glomerellales; Glomerellaceae.